This is a messenger RNA of Lecanosticta acicola, 3178 nucleotides long. Lineage: Eukaryota; Fungi; Ascomycota; Dothideomycetes; Mycosphaerellales; Mycosphaerellaceae. The record is from the annotation of a GenBank genome assembly.
AUGGCGCGACUCUCUCCUCGCAUCUGCAGAUUUGCAGGUGCAGCAUUGGUUUUGGCCAGUACAGUCACUGCGCAGACGCCGACGGCGACGGCUACGUACGUCUAUAACCCCGUCUGCUCCAGUGGCAUGACCCCUGCCGGCUCUCUCAACGGCUCACUCGUCGAUCCGUACGGGGCGUCAUGGCAAAUCAUGUGUGGACAGGAUUGGGUCCCUUCGGGAUACUUCCUCGGUGGUGGAACCAAUGGUGGAGGGCUGGGAAGUUGCCUGAGAGGCUGCGACAAGAACCCCAACUGCGCACAAGUCUAUUUCGCCGGAAUUGCGUCAGCAGGUGAGGUCUGAUCAGUUGUAUCUGUCUGGCUGGGAGACUGACUGUCAUUAUUUAGUCGCCAACGCUGCCACUCCUUCAGGCUCUGGAUAUUGCUACUGUAGGCCAUUUUGGUGUCGCCUCUUCUGCAUCGUCGCUUACAUCCAGCACAGACAAGGCAUCAAGCGCAACUGCUACUAAUUAUUACCAGACCGACGCGCCGAAUGUUUACACAAACUUGCGCAAUGUUGGGACGACAUAUCCUCACUACGCUGCUGCCACACGACUAGCUGCGAGUGCUCAGUUACCGGUGAGUCUUGCUUACAACGGAAGAAUCAUGUUCAUUGCUGAUUUGGGCGUGUGAACAGUGCCCCUACUACAACGGAACUACGUUCAAGGACUCCAGCCAGAAUCAGUGGCAGGUAUAUGCGCCUUGUCCCAUCAAUGCAGUACGGCAAUGCAAAUACUGAUGCGUUCAGAUCUCCUGCAAUGCCAAUUCCGCUUCGACUGUGCUGAACACAGUGAACGCAGACAGCAUGACUGAUUGCAUGACGGGGUGUGCUGCAACAAGUGGAUGUACUUCGUUCUCGUACUCGUACUCAAACGGUGUCAGCAGCACGACAGUGAUUGAUGAGCCUGGUCCUGCCGCUGUUGGGAUACAGAACGGACGAUGUUACGUGAGUCAAUCUUGAGCGACGGUGCAGGGAGUGAUGAUGCUGACGGCGCUCAUGUCAUAGUACAGGUCCGUGGCUCCAGGGACGCUAAACUAUGACCCCAAUUACAACUACGCUGUGUUGGUUGCCAGAGCAACUGUAACUGCCAGCACGAGUACUGCUAGUACGUCCUCCACCCCCCCUCCCGCCGCUACGGCAACCACUUGCCCUGCUGUCGAUGGAACCCGCUAUACCGACAACAAUGGAAACGCAUACGAUAUGCUUUGCGACAUGGACUCCAGCGCCAGCGCUACAACCCCAGCAGGCGCAAGUACGCCGCAAGCCAGCAAUUUGGAGCAGUGCUUGGAGUUCUGUGACAACACCGUCGGUUGUGGUUCCGCCGUUUUCUAUCAGAACACAUGCUACCUGAAGGCAUCUACUUCGGACGCUCAAAGAAGUUCUAAUACCGGAAGACUGCUGGCUCGGAGAGUGGCUGGUGCUGUGGUGACUGCGACGUCUUAUGUGACGCCGACUGGGCCGACGACGGCUACAACUGCCACCACGGCUACAACUCCUACUACAGCCACUACUCCUACUACAGCCACUACUCCUACUACGGCUACCACUCCAACCACGGCUACUACUCCCACAACGGCUACUACCCCCACAACGGCUACUACUCCUACCACAGCCACUACUCCUACUACAGCCACUACUCCUACUACAGCCACCACUCCCACCACGGCUACUACUCCUACUACGGCUACCACUCCUACUACAGCCACUACGCCUACUACGGCUACCACUCCCACAACGGCUACUACUCUCACCACGGCUACUACUCCCACUACCAGCACGUCAACUAGCCCUAGCACAUCGUCGAGUGGCAGCAGUACGGGAACGAGCAGAACGGGAACCACUGGAACGAGCACUACUGGAUCAGGAACGAGUGGAACGAGUACAAGUUCUAGCUCUGCUAACACUAGUCUUUCAGGUACGUUGACUGCUUCUUCCCCUUCCUCGAGCGCUUCGGCAUGCUUUAGCGCUGCACCUUCCCCGGCGCUUUCAUCUUGUUCUGGCGUGACUAGCAACAACGUCACCGUCAUAAGCGCUUGUGGCUCCAACUAUACCGUCACCUGCGGAUACGACACCAAUGCGGACAACCUCCAAACCGUGUACAACGUGAACACGAUAUCGGCCUGUAUACAGACUUGCGAUGCGACUGCCAAUUGUGACUCCGCGACGUGGACGACUGGCAACAUCUGUUAUCUGAAGACAAAUUAUGUCAGUUUGGGCAAUACUGGCAGUAGUCUCGCCGCCAUCGUGCGCUACAUCCCACCAAAUCCGACUUUCGCCGUCCCUCCACGAAUUGGCAGCGUGAAUGCUUCCUCAGGAUGCGGCCAGGCCCUACCAGCCGGCUUAACACCAGGCGGAUCCACUGCUGGGCCCUUCAAGUACGUCGCCGGAGACAGCCGUGGGCGCAACUAUACCAUCCACAUACCCAAAUAUUACGACGUUAACGCCGCCUCUCCCCUAAUAUUCGGCUUCCAUGGCAACAUGGCGACUGCUGCGACCAUUGAGUCCCAGACGCAGAUGUCGGUGGCGUCCAACAAUCCCUAUGGCAUUAUGGUCUAUGUCAAUGGUGUUGGAUCAGCUCCGGGUGUUAAUCAAGGCUAUGAAUCGAACCCAGGCUAUGGGCAGACUGUUGGCGCAAUUUACCCAGACGUCAGGGAUCGCGAAUUCCUCAACUCUUUCAUCGACUAUCUUACGGGCGCAUUCUGUGUUGAUACCGGCCGCAUCUGGGCCGUCGGGCACAGUAAUGGAGGCGGUUUCGUCAACGUCAUCGCCUGUGAUCCGACGCUCAGCCAGAGAAUCACGGCGUUCGCCGGAAGUUGCGCUGCAAGCUAUACGAAUUUGACGACUGGAGAUCCAAACACCGUCGACACUGGCACCACAGUCGAGGCAGUCUGUUCGCCAUCGCGCAAGAUACCUUUCAUCGAGUUCCAUGGCACAAAUGAUCAAACGAUUGCGUACACUGGCUCAACAACUCACUGCAGCAAUGGAUGCCGCAUCAUCCCGAGCAUCCCCAAUUGGAGUCAGAGGUGGGCAGUGCGGAAUGGGUACGCCUCCAGCAAUGUGACCACCAUACCUGGAACAAACAUAAUCAAGUACCAAUUCGGCAGCGGAAAUGACCUGGGAAUCAUUACUCAGUACACCCUGA